Molecule: messenger RNA, 291 nt
Organism: Talaromyces rugulosus
Lineage: Eukaryota; Fungi; Ascomycota; Eurotiomycetes; Eurotiales; Trichocomaceae
Exons: 2
Coding region: 1-291 (96 amino acids)
Source: RefSeq, a predicted model, not a curated record
AUGUCCCCUAUUCCUCGAAACCUUGUCAAAUUUACACAAAGAAUCCACAAUCCUGCCCUGCGAAAUCUCACCCUGACUCUUAUCGAAGAGGCUACUCGGAAGCCUGACCUCGCCCAUUUCACAAUUGCGACUCUCAAAAACACGGAUCCUGGGCCGCAUAGUACAGUUUUACUGGCAACCGAGGAGCAGUUUCAAAACAAUAAGGGCCAAACCGUUCAUAUUUACCACGAUGAUCAAGGUCACUAUGACGGCCAUACGCUUUCAGGAAAGAGAGAACAAAUCCUCAGAUGA